This is a messenger RNA of Cornus florida, 4092 nucleotides long. Its product is annotated as TMV resistance protein N-like. Lineage: Eukaryota; Viridiplantae; Streptophyta; Magnoliopsida; Cornales; Cornaceae. Gene Ontology annotation, biological process: signal transduction; defense response. The coding region runs from base 104 to 3688 and encodes 1194 amino acids. The record is from RefSeq and is a predicted model, not a curated record. The transcript has 5 exons. Gene Ontology annotation, molecular function: protein binding; ADP binding.
CAGACACAUAUAUAGAUACCAAAACUCUCUCACAGAAGUAAAGAGCAAAGUGUUCCUUCUACCCUUCAAAUCCGUCACACAAUCACAAGAUUUUUGGUUCCCAAUGGCUUCCACGAGCACACACACAGUGUCUUCCUCCUCAAACCCUAACCCUAAAUGGAAUUACGAUGUAUUCUUGAGCUUCAGAGGUGAAGACACACGCAAGAACUUUGUAGAUCAUCUGUUCGCUGCUUUGUCUCAGAAAGGAAUCUACACCUUCAAAGACGACGAGCAACUCAAAAGAGGAGAAGAAAUUUCACCAGCACUACUGAAAGCGAUCGAAGAAUCUAGAUUUGCUCUCGUCGUCUUCUCCAAAAACUAUGCAUCCUCCAAGUGGUGUUUGGAUGAACUCGUGAAAAUCGCGGAAUGCAGGAAGACGAUGGGGCAAACGGUGGUGCCAGUGUUCUAUGAUGUGGAUCCUUCGGAAGUGCGGAAACAAACAGGGAGCUAUGGAUCAGCCUUUGAAAUUCAUGAGAAAGUUUUCAGUGGGAACAUGGAGAGAGUACAGAGGUGGAAGACUGCUCUGGUGGAAGCUGCAAAUAUAAGCGGAUAUAGUGUUCCGGAUACAGCAAACGGGCAUGAGUCAAAAUGUAUCGUACAAAUAGUUGAUGAGAUUUUCAAUAAACUGAACCAUACAUCUCCACUUGUUGCCCAAUAUCUGGUUGGAACAGAGUCUCGUGUGGAGAAAAUGGAAUCAUUGUUGUGUGAAGGGUUGGAUGAGGUUCGUUUUAUAGGAAUAUGGGGAAUGGGGGGAAUAGGAAAGACUACUAUUGCCAAAGCUGUUUAUGAUCGGAUCUAUCAUCAGUUUGAGGGUAGUUGCUUCCUCGCAAAUGUUAGAGAAGUCUCAGAAAAACAAGGUCUAGAAGCUUUACAAAAACAACUCCUUUCUGAAAUCCUUAUUUUGGGCAAUAUAAAUAUAACCGAUGCUGUUAGAGGAGCAAACAUAAUAAUAUCCAGACUACGUUAUAAAAGGGUUCUUGUCGUUCUUGAUGAUGUGGAUAAACGGGAGCAACUAGAUGCAGUAGCUGGAGAGCAUGGUUGGUUUGGAGUUGGGAGUAGAAUCAUCAUAACGACGAGAAAUAAACAUUUGCUAACUGUUCAUGGUGUGAAUGAGAGUCACACGGUUGAGGCAUUGAAUGAAGAUGAAGCUAUCCAGCUCCUUUCUUGGAAAGCCUUCAAACAAAGUUUUCCUUCUGAAGGUUAUUUGGAGCUCUCAAACCAGAUGGUAGAUUAUGCUGGUGGCCUUCCAUUAGCUCUUACAAUUUUGGGUUCUUUUCUAUAUGGCAGGACAAUGGAAGAAUGGAAAAGCACAUUGAUUAAGCUGCACAAAAUUCCUAAUAAAGAAAUUCUUCGAGUGCUUAAAAUCAGUUUUGAUGGAUUGGAUGAAAUGGAGAAGGAAAUUUUCCUUGAUAUUGCAUGUUUCUUCAAAGGGAAGCACAAGUGUUACGUGACAAGAAUACUCGACAGUUGUGGCUUCUGCCCAGGGAUUGGAAUACCUGUUCUUGUUGAAAAGUCCCUUAUAACUAUUACAAAUGAUCAUUUUUGCAUGCAUGAUUUGAUACAAGAAAUGGGUUGGUAUAUUGUUUGUCAAGAAUCUCAAGAGUCUAGGAAACGUAGCAGGUUGUGGCUUCGAGAGGAUGUUUGUUGUGUGUUGACGGAAAAUACGGGGAAAGAAAAAAUUGAAGCCAUAGUCUUGGAACUGUCUGAACCAGAAGUUGUUGACCUUAGUUCUGAAGCCUUCACAAAGAUGAGGAAACUAAGGCUAUUCAAAGUCCACAAUGUGGUGUUCAGUAAAGGUCCUGCACAUCUUCCAAAUGAGUUGCGGUGGCUUGAUUGGCACGCAUACCCUUCAGGCUGUCUGCCACCAAGUUUUCAGGCACAGAAUCUUGUUGAACUGAGCAUGUGUUAUAGCAGCAUUAAACAACUUUGGAAAAUAAAUAAGCCUCUGACCAAGUUGAAAGUCAUGAACCUUAGUCACUCCCAUAGACUAUCUAGGACCCCAGACUUCACAGUUGUUCCAAAUCUGGAUACACUGAUUCUUGAGGAUUGUACGAGUUUGGUAGAGGUUCACCCUUCCAUUGGAGUUCUCAAAAGGCUCGUUUUUCUAAGUAUAAAAGACUGCAAAAAUCUUAAGAGAUUUUCUAAUGGUAUUCACUUGGAAUCUCUUCAGACUUUUAUUCUAUCAGGCUGCUUGAAAUUAGAAAAUUGUCCAGAAAUCUUGGGGGAUAUGGUAUGUUUAUCAGAACUUUAUUUGGAUAGAACUGCCAUAAAAGAAUUGCCCUCGUCAAUUGAACAUCUCACUAGCCUUACUUUGAUGGAUUUGAGUGAAUGCAAAUACCUUACGAGUCUUCCAAGAACCAUUUGUAGGUUGAGUUGUCUGAAAACUCUCACUCUCUCUGGCUGCUCAAAACUUGAGGAAUUGCCAGAGGACUUGGGAAAUAUAAAAUCUUUAGAGGAGUUUCACGCAAGUAAAACUGCUAUCAAACAACUACCAUCAUCCAUUAAUCAUUUGGAAGGCCUCAAAGUCUUAUCCCUCAGUGGAUGCAAGGGAACAAUAUCUCAGUCAUUUUUUUCAUCUUGGUUUUUACCAAGGAAACGUGAAGAUUCUAUGUGUUUGGUGCUUCCUUCUUUAACGGGUUUGUAUUCCUUAACAGAACUUGAUCUUAGUGAUUGCAAUUUGUCUCAAGAAGGGAUCCCCAGUGACCUUGGCAGCUUAUCCUCUUUGAAAGAGUUGAAUUUAAGCAGAAACAAUUUUGUCAGUUUACCUGCAACCAUCUCCCAUCUUUCUCAACUUGAAUCCCUUGAGUUAGUAGGCUGCAAGAGGCUAGAAGCAUUACCAAUGCUUCCAUCAUGUAUUGCUACAUUACUCGCAGAUGAUUGCCAUUCAUUAAUAAGCAUCGGAGAUCUGUGUACAAAAAAUAGAUCACUGCAGAAGGUCACAUUGACUAAUUGCUUUAAGUUGUCUGAGAAUAAAUGGAGUGAAAAUGUGGUUGAAAUGUUGAUGGGAUAUCUGUUUCAGAGGCUGUGUGUUGUAAAUUCUUCUUUUAAUAUUCAGUUUCCCGGAAGAGAGAUUCCAGAGUUGUUCUGCCAUCAGAAUUUGGGUACUUCAACAAAUCUGCAGCUGCCUCCAGAUUGGUGUAACAAGAGAUGUAUGGGGAUUGCGGUGUGUGCUGUUUGUGACUUUGCAAUUGUAAACUCACAUAUGUAUAUGGUUUUAUGUUUGGUAGACCGUAAUAAUAAACGGUGUACUCUUGGGUCGGGUUACUUUUGGAUUCCCACUGGUACGAACGUUGAUUCCGAACACAUCUUGCUUAGCUAUCAUCCAAUUCAUUUCCUUCGGAAUGGGGGUCAGAAUCCGAACAAAUGGUGCCAACUUGAGGUUUACUUUAAACUUGAGAAAAAGAAGAAGUUGUCUGCUAAGAAGUUUGGAUUCCAUGUAGUGUGCGAGAAAGAUGUGAAAAAUUGGAAGGAUGGAUGUGGGAAUUUGGGAAUCAAUGACGGGUCAGAUAAAGCAGCAGCAGUGGAAGACAAAAAUAAUACUCUCAAGAGAAAGCGUGAUGACUAUGACCCCCAACACCAUGACGACGCACAAGGCAAUGCCAGUGCGUCGUCUAAUGAUGAUAACGGCCCGCGCUCUAAGAGGGUGUAGCAUGAAUGCCUCGUCAUCGACUCUUCCUCGUGACCAAAUGCACGUCCUCUCUUGAAUUCUCUCUCUUUCUAGUUUCUACUUUGUUUCUCUACUUUUUACUCUCUCUGCCUCGACUCUUCCUCUCUCUUCUCUCCAAUUUUGGCUCUCUCUCUCUCUUUUCCAUUUCGCAACUCUUUUGAACAUACAAACCCUCUUAACCCUAGUCUUCUCAUCCCAUAUAUUAUUUUCUUGUUUUUGAUUCUUAUUAGCCAUUUGUAUUCGUCUUAUAGACCAAUUGCUCUCUUUUAUCUUGAGUUUUACCCUGUAAUUUGUAUUUGUUGAAUGUUAGAUUUUGUUAGUGUUAAAUAUAUGAAUUGUAUUGAAUUGAAUGAAUAAUAUGAGACUACAAAGGGGUUUAUACAGGA